AUGGAGGGGGAGCGCGCGGCCUUUAAAGCGAAAGCUGCACAACGCACCCGGCACGCCCAGGCGGUGGCUUCACUGGGAUGGGGGCCUCGGCUGGUCGAGCGGCUCUUCACUGACAGAUCGGAGUACACUACAUGGCGGGUCCACCGCGCUGCGCGACGCUUCGUACGAGCAGCUGUUCCCUUUACUUUCAUGUGUAUCCUCAUGACGAGCUUGUACUUUCUGGACGGCAACAUGAUGCCAACAAGAUAUUUGUUGUCGUGCAGCGUCACGGCAGCGCAGUUCUUGGUAACACUCCAGAUUGCACGGAGAUGGAUCUAUGGCACGUCUAGGAGCAUCUUCAUCCAGCUGGCCCUCUUCACGUUUCAGGAGAUAUUGCUCGCAGCAACUGCCGCUUCCAUGGUUUCAGACUCGUCGCCGCACUUGUAUUACAUGAGCACGGCUUUGCCAUGGCUCUUUCUUUUCGCCGUUCUCGGCCACAUGCAGAUAGGUUGGCUCUUGGCAGUGGUGUGUCCCGUGCACUUCGGCUGCUGGCUGGCGUUCCACUCUGCUUGCACGGGUCUCUCUGCGCACUGCGUGGCCCUGGGCAUCAUCCAAUGUGCAGGUGCCGUCGUCACGCACCUUGCCAUGGAAGACGGCGAGCUCGAGUACUUCCGGGCCCUGUCGGCCCUGGCAAGCGAGCAGCAGCACAUGGAGUCGAUGCACACGGCUUUUCGAGGCAUGGUGUCCAGCCUUUUCGAUGCCUCCUGUAUCUGUACUGAGGAUGGGCAAGUCCAUUGCUGGUCCCAGUCGGCUCCGCAGAACGCUGAGCUCGACUGGGCUACAGCGUCUCUGGUCUCGGCCGAUAACCUCCUCGAUUUGACUUCCUCUGUGACAGAGUCGAUGCAGAUCUCGGAUUUCCUCCAGAAACUGAGCGUGAAAGCCCUGGCAUCAGCGGAGAGGGCGGGCAGCGUCUCCAUCAGGCUCAAGAGAAGCACGGUCGAGGUCCAGCUCUUUGGCUUCAAAGUGCCGGCGAGAUCCAGCCGCCUCAAGUCCACGCCGGACAUCGGCUCGGUAGAAGGGCGGCUCCUCAUCGGAGUGAAGCUGACAGCAGCCUUGGAGAGCCGCACCUCCUCCAAGGGACGUGCGAGUUUGGACUCACCGAAAAACAGCUCUAGGAAAUCACUGGACAUCUCCCGCGGCAUGGGGCGCCAAGUGUCGGGACCUCCUGCUCCGGUCGGAGGUGGCAUUGGCCGCCAAGUCACGCCUUUACCGCCGGCAGAUACCGAGGUUCAGGCAGCCCUCGCGAGCUCGCCACAAAAAACGCUUCGGCUGUCCCCGUCCUUCCUUGAUGCGAUGGCCGACGAUGAGCUCGAGGAGACAGUUCCCAUCAGGAGCAAUUCCAAAUCCAAGAGCUCGCAUGGCGAAUCAAGCUCGAGCAAGGUUCUCCUGAGGACGAGAUCCGAUACGGACGGGCUGGCCGAUGAUGAGCAGGGACGGGCGUCACCUAAGAGGACAGCCCAGCGCGCAGGUGGCGUCGCAAGCCGACUUCACCAGCGGGCAAAGGUUCAUGGGAUGAAGCUUUUGAAGAUGGACUGUGAUAAGGUUGUCGCAGAGACGACCGAAACCUUCGUCGAUGCCGCGGAGAAGUACGAUGUGCUGGAGCAGAUUGGCAGAGGAAGCGCAGCGGUUGUGAAGAAGGCUGUGCGGAAGCAGGACGGCCUCGUCGUUGCACUCAAGAUUGCUGGCUCCAAGGACACCUUUGCCUUGGCCGAGGGGGAAUAUCGGAUGCUGCAGUCCAUUAAGCACCCGCACAUCAUUCGCGCGCUGGACUUUUUCACCACGUCCGUCAGCGCAAUCAUGGUCUUGGAGUAUUUUGAAGGCGGCAGCUUAGAGGAGGCUGUGCCCAAGCUCGCUGGCUCGCGCCUGCCGGAGCUGAAGGCGCGCCAGUUGUUUAAAGCGCUGCUCUCGGCUGUGUGCUACUUGCAUCUUCGACGGAUCAUCCACCGCGAUGUGAAGCCGUCAAACGUGGUUGUUUCCGCCGACUUGUCGGAUCUGCGACUCUUAGAUUUCAACGUCGCGAAGCGCCUGACAGAAGGAGGAGCCUUGACGCUGACUGGGACGCGGCUGUACUGUGCACCUGAAGUGCUGGACGGCGAGCCACCCAAUGAAGCCAAUGACGUGUGGGGCUGUGGGCUUUGCGUCUACUUUAUGCUCGCCGGUCGGCUGCCGUGGAAGUUUCUCCCGACUGAGAACCGCAAUGAGAACAUCUACACGACUCCUCCAGCACUUCGGGUCACAAGCUCCAAGUGCCUUCCUCUGUCAGAGCCAUGCAAGUCAGUUCUGCGGCAAUGUUUGACUGUCGACCCCGUUUGGAGACCGGCAGCGACGACCAUCAUGCUGCAUGAGUGGUUUUGGAUUCGAUGUGAGGAACCUCAAGCUGGGCCACCACUGCGGGGGACAUCCUGA
Molecule: messenger RNA, 2445 nt
Organism: Symbiodinium natans
Lineage: Eukaryota; Dinophyceae; Suessiales; Symbiodiniaceae
Source: the annotation of a GenBank genome assembly